Messenger RNA from Folsomia candida, 1440 nucleotides. RefSeq lists its product as uncharacterized. Gene Ontology annotation, biological process: regulation of transcription by RNA polymerase II. The coding region runs from base 462 to 1346 and encodes 294 amino acids. The record is from RefSeq and is a predicted model, not a curated record. NCBI's taxonomy places the organism in Eukaryota, Metazoa, Arthropoda, Collembola, Entomobryomorpha, Isotomidae. Gene Ontology annotation, molecular function: RNA polymerase II cis-regulatory region sequence-specific DNA binding; DNA-binding transcription factor activity, RNA polymerase II-specific. The transcript has 5 exons.
AUUAAUUUUAUGUCACAUGUGGUCCGUGCAGAAAAAAACGAUAACAUGUAAGAUCUCUUCGCCAUUUAUUGGAGUUCAGUAUAGCAUAAUAUCUUUCUAUUAAAUAAAUUCCUCCAAUUCUCAUGGCUCACAGAGUAUAUUGGGCAUAUUUUUGUGUUUUAUUAAAAUUUGAUACUUACACAAGUCAGUGGAUUUACAUAAUUUUCAUUAAUCCAGUUCACAUGCAAAUUACCUUUGUAUGAAUUAAAUUACUUAAUCAUAACAACUUCAUCAUAUCAAUUUUCUGUAAUCAUAAUAAUAGAUAAUUACAAACAAUGUUUUUGUGUUGAAUAUAAAUAAUUAAAGACCGACAAUUUGUGACGUGUAUAUAUCUAGUAAAGAAAUUUAAAAAACAAUUGCGAAUUACAUAUUAAAAAAAUUAUUUUAUAACUUUAUCACUGCUGGCUGUAACUUAAAAUAAAAUGGAACAACUUGCCGGCGAAGUAGGGUUACCUACCAUGACGUUCACUUAUUUGGAAGAAGAAUUCAGUUCCGACGAUUUGAAAGCAUUUGUCAAAAAAUUUAAAGAAAUGAGAAUCAAGUUAGGGGUUACUCAUUUCGAUGUGGGAUUAGCUCUUGAACCCCUUUGUGGGACAUCGUUCAGUCAAACGACAAUUUAUCGGUUCGAGGCGAUGCAGCUGAGCGUUAAAAACGCAUUAAAAUUGAAAUUGCUCCUACAAAAAUGGAUGGAGGAAGUGGACCCCACGAUCCCAAGCGCACAAACCUCAGCCGGAAAAAUUAACACGAAAAUGAAUCGGCUUAAUAGACAGCUUCGGAGUCGUCUGUUUUGCACACAUCUUGAGGGGAAAUCAUUUCAAGGAAUCAUGCAUACUUUCUCAUUUGCCCCUUCGAUGGAUAUUUUACUCCAAGGUUUCCGAUUUUUCGGACCGCACUCUUCCUCCCGAGAGAAUACUAAAAUUGAAUACUUUGUCACCAUUAAAAUCAAUCAAAGAGUACCUGACAAGCCACUCGGAAUUCCAGAAUUAAUCUGGAACUCACUUUUUGGCGGGAGACGAAGCAUUCCUUCCAUGCAACACGUGCUCAUGGAGGAAACCACUUUUCGUCGCGGACUAAUCCGGGGUCAAGAUCAUAUCGACCUUCAGCUUCCCGAACCUAUUAAUGUGGCCAAAAGUAAAUGGGUGGAUGUGCACUUCGAACUUGAUGGUGUUACGACAGAAUACCUGCAUCAAGCAGAAGUUUAUCGAACCAUGCUGUACGAAGACAAAAACGGGAUUUUGUUCCAUACAUUAAUUGGGAGUCGGCAAUUAACAGACAUUGUGUUCACACUUAAUGAUGAUAGCAUUUAAGUGAUGAGGUUGGGGUAACUAACUGUCAAAUAUGUCAGAAUAAAAAAUACUCAUAAAUAUAUGUAUGCAAAUAUGACAUAUGCUUUCAUACCAA